Gryllus bimaculatus (two-spotted cricket) is the source of this 4494-nucleotide messenger RNA. The record is from the annotation of a GenBank genome assembly. Lineage: Eukaryota; Metazoa; Arthropoda; Insecta; Orthoptera; Gryllidae.
AUGGGGGACGUGGGCGGCCUGUGGGCAUGGGGGUGGAGGAGCGAGCCGGAGUCGGACGCCAAGGGACAGGGCCUGGGACGGGCGGGUGCUGGGGGAUGGGAAAGCGCGGGGCGACGGCGGCCGCCGCAGUCGCGACUCGCACCGCAUCUCCUCCGCUCACCUCCACAGGAGGGCGCUCACCCCAAGGACAAGCAGACUCGCAAGCAGGGCCAGUACGGGCCGCCGCGCAAGAAGAAGCCGCACGCGCCGCUGCCGCCGCUCGAGGCGUCCACGGCCGAGCCGCUCCCGCUGCCGUCGGCGCCGCACGUCAGCUCCACGCCGCCCAGCAACGCCCUCGACGACCAGAACCGCGACUACUGGUGGAUGAACGGCGGCGGCAGCAUCUUCUCGCAGCCCGGGCCCGCGCCGCCCGCGCCCCCGCAGGGAUGCGGAGGCGCUAGCGGCGGCAGCUGCGGCGGCGUCAACCCCAACAACCCCUUCUUGGGAGGCCACGGCGGAAGCUCGGGGGCUCCUGGAUCACCUGGAUCACCCGGUUCACCCGGCUGCGGUGGAGGUCUCGGCUCCGGCGGCUGCUCUCCCGGAGGAGUCAACCCCAACAACCCGUUUCUGGGUGGCCAUGGAGGAUCUCCUGGCUCUCCGGGUUCUCCUGGCUCUCCGGGUUCUCCUGGCUCUCCGGGUUCUCCUGGCUCUCCCGGUUCCCCCGGCUCCGGCUGUGCGGGCGGUAUCGGCGGCGGCGGCUGCGGCGGCUCUCCCGGUUCCUACCCUAACAACCCGUUCCUCGGAGGCGGCUCCAAACCCUCCGCGCCCGGCUCCCAGUUCGUGAGCUGCACGCAGGCCGGGCACGUGUGCGUGCCGAAGGAGCACUGCCGCAACGGCGUCGUGGUGCAGGACGGCAGGCACCUCUUCGAUUUGCGAAGCGGGCAGCAGUGCGACAGCGCCACCCAGGCUUGCUGCUUCCGGCCCGCCUCGCAGCCCAGCCCGCCGGGCUGCACCGGCCCCCCGGGCAACUUCGUGUGCGGCGGCAUCGGCGCCGACGGCCAGUCGGCCGGCUCGCAGCCCGGCCUCGUGCACAUCGCGCCCGGCCAGCCCGGCCGACCCGGGCAACCCGGUCACCCAGGCCAACCGGGACAACCCGGACAGCCCGGUCAACCCGGUCAGCCAGGCCAACCCGGACACCCAGGUCAGCCGGGUCAACCCGGACAGCCCGGUCAACCCGGUCAGCCAGGCCAACCCGGACACCCAGGUGAGCCCGGACAGCCCGGCCUCAUCCACAUCCGUCCGGGCUCCCCGGGCAGCCCCGGCUCCGCCACCUACAACCCCGGCACCCCCGGCCAACCAGGCCUGGUCCACAUCGCCCCCGGCAGCCCCGGCACGCCCGGCUCGGCCACCUACACUCCCGGACAGCCCGCUCAACCCGGCUCCGACUGCGCUGACCCGGAGACGGGCCGCCUGGGCAAGUGCUGCCGCGACCCCAACUACAAGGACCCCUGGCCCGGCGGCAUGAUGAUGGGCCCGGGGCACCCCGGCGCGCACCCGGGUGCCCACGCGCACCAGCCCGACGAGUGCGGCCCCGCCGCCGCCUGCCUGCACGCCUACCAAUGCGCCGACGCCAACAAGGUGGCGCCGGCCAAGGGCUGCCGCGUGCCUCUGGACGGCGCGUCGGGCGUGUGCUGCUCCUUGGACGGGUCGGCGGCCGGCAGCGCCCCGCAGCCCACCGCCAAGCCCGGCUCGCACUACUACUCCCCCGGCAAGGGCGUGCAGCCCGGCGGCAUCUCGCACACCCCCGGCAGCCCCGCUCGGCCCGGUAGCGCGUCCUACACUCCAGGCAGCCCCGCUCAGCCCGGCAGCGCGUUCCUACACUCCAGGCAAGCCCCGCUCAGGCCGGAGCGCUUCCUACACUCCAGGCAGCCCCGCUCAGCCCGAGCGCUCCUACACUCCAGGCAGCCCGCUCAGCCCGGAGCGUCUCCUACACUCCAGGCAGCCCCGCUCAAGCCCAGGUACGUCUCCUACACUCCAGGCAGCCCCGCUCAGCCCGGCAGCGCGUCCUACACUCCUGGCCGCCCUGCUCAGCCCGGGAGCGUCACCUACACUCCCGGCAGCCCCGCUCAACCCGGUGGCGUGUCGUACACUCCAGGCAGCCCUGCUCAACCUGGAUCUGUGAACUACCAACCUGGUAAACCCGCUCAGCCUGGUACCCCAGGUCUCCCCGGUGCUCCUGGCCAACCUGGAACUCCAGGACAUCCUGGUGCUCCUGGCCAACCUGGAACUCCAGGACAUCCUGGUGCUCCUGGCCAACCUGGAACUCCAGGAUACCCCGGUGGGCCUGGCCAACCAGGAAUCCCCGGACAACCUGGAACUGGACACGCCGGUACUCCUGGACAGCCUGGUCAUCCCGGAACUCCCGGUACCCCUGGGUCAGUCAGCUACACUCCCGGAUCACCUGGAUCACCCGGAUCCGUGAGCUACACUCCUGGAUCCCCUGGAACUCCUGGUUCGGUGUCUUACACUCCCGGACGUCCUGCUCAGCCUGGCUCCGUUUCGCACACCCCCGGCUCGCCAGGAUCCCCUGGCUCCGUGUCCUACCAGCCAGGAAGGCCCGGAUCUCCCGGCUCCUACCAGCCAGGCGGCCUGCCCCAGCCGUCCACCGCCAAGCCCAUCUACUACGAGCCCAUCGACUCAAACAACCCUAGCGGACCCAACUGCGGCAUCGGAGGUCCCAUUCUGCUGGUGGUGGUGGUGGGCGCGUGGCUGCUGGGCGAGGUGCCCGCUGGCGCGCACGAGGCGCGCGUGGCGGCCGUGGCGCGCCACCCGGGCUUCGACGCCGGCUCGCUGGCGCAGGACCUGGCGCUGCUGCUGCUGGAGCGCGCGCUGGCGCCCGCCACGCCCAUCUGCCUGCCGCCCUCGCCCGCCGCCUUCGACGCCGCGCAGCAGCGCGCCUGCGUGGAUGCUGGUGGUCCAAUUGGCUGUGAUCGUGGUGAUGGUAGGUAUUUCCUUGCUGGUUUAUACAGCUGGGAUGUUGGAUGUUCUGUGAAAACAAACCCUGCUGUUCUGGCUGGCAUUGACAUCACUUGGAUACAAAGUGUGCUUGUCAAACCAGUAAAUCAAGUAGCACAGGAAGAAGAACAGGAAGCGAGACACAAAGAGACCGUUGGUCAAAGUCCAGAUUUUGACACAGACAGUAAACCCGGUUUCUCUCAGGGCUAUGGUAAAAAAUAAACAAAAUUUCUGGUUUUAAGAUGACUGUCAAUCAUAACAAUAGAGUAUGUAUUAUAUUCGAUGUUUCCUCAAAUAAGUUUGUUUUAAAAAUGUUCUCAGUAUUGAUGAAUGAAUGAGGCCAACAACAAAUGAAAUGAACCUCAAAUCAUUUCCAUUUUGUAGUGCUUGAAUUUCGCUCAUGUAAAUGUAUUAGCUACAUGUGCACUCUUCAUUGUUGUAUUGAAUUUGUAGCUUUUGCUGGUAGAAUGUGAGCAACUUUGCUGUGAUACUUAGCUCUGCGUCUUACAAUGUGUUCCUUUCCUGUGUUUUAAAUGGAAAGUUUACAUGCAUCUUGACUGAGCAGUAAUUUAUUUAUUUUCAGACAUGAAAUAUACUAUCUACAAUAAGCAUUAUAGUGAAUACUAUUUUUUUUAUAAAGAUGCUGUGUGCUUGCUGUCUGUUCCAAUUGUUGUUCAGAAAUAGACAAUAAAAAUUUUAUUCCACAUAUUAACUGGUUAUUGAAGAUAUGAGUUUAUAAGAUUUUGUAAAUGUAAGAAAUUAUCCAGAUACAUAUCCUUUACUAACAACUCUACUGAAGACCUGUUUUUUCCAACCAUUGUCUAGCAUUUAUCUUGCAUCCCAAACUUUCUGGCAUUCCCUUGGUACAAAUUUUUACAAAUCAGAAUGUGACUUCCUUUAUUAAUUGAAAGAAACAUUUCAAUGAUUUAAACAAUAUGUAUAUGUGAUUUAAUCAUGUAAUGAAAUGUUUUUAAACAGAAUGGCCACUCUUCAUGCAACAAAUUUCCCUUACAUUUCUUGGCUCUCCAAGUACAUUUUCUCCCUUACAAGAUUCACACUAUUUAUAGAAAACAUUCAAUAAAAGCAAGGUUUCAGUACCUCUUAUUAAUUUGAUAGCUGUUUUUGCCAUGUAUUAGAAAAAAUUAAGAAUUCUAUUAAAACAAAUGUAAAACGUUUAAAAAAAUAACAUAGUUUUAACAACCGAUGAUUUUUAAGGAAUAAUAUCUAAUUUUAAAAUUAUCUCAAACAUUUCCCUUAUUUCUCAAACUUUUUCUAUGAAUUUGCAGAUUACUCUGAUUCUUCUAUGUCAAUGAAAUUCCCUGGCUUUUCCCAAUUUUCUAAAAUGUGGCCACCUUAUUGAAGUUUAUACAGUAAAACCUAAGGCAGAAUCUGGAUAAGAUGGAAGCUUGCCUUCUCGGAAAAAAAAUUGCAGAAUGGAGUAUUUUUUAAAUGCAAAGUACACUGGAUAAACCAGAAUCCUGCCCAACACGGAAACAGAAA